Molecule: messenger RNA, 2136 nt
Organism: Danaus chrysippus (African queen)
Lineage: Eukaryota; Metazoa; Arthropoda; Insecta; Lepidoptera; Nymphalidae
Source: the annotation of a GenBank genome assembly
AUGAUAAGAACGAUUAAAAAUCUUCUCAAGAAUUUAAAUAUUGCCAAAAAUCAAGUUCGUCAUUCUUCGGGUGAAACAAACCUUUUUAUUAAUGGCAAACCUAUUACAGUACCCAGUUAUUUUACGAUACUGCAGGCAUUACGUCAUGAAAAUGUUACCAUACCUACAUUUUGCUACCACGACCGACUCUCCAUAGCAGGUAAUUGUAGAAUGUGCCUUGUGGAGAUUGAAGGCAUGUGGAAGCCACAAAUCGCCUGUGCCAUGCCAGUGGCUAAGAAUAUGAAAGUAAGAACGAACUCUGAAGUAGCUUACAAGGCACAAGAGGGUGUUCUAGAAUUUCUGUUAACCGAUCAUCCUCUAGAUUGUCCUAUUUGUGAUCAAGGAGGCGAAUGCGAUCUUCAAGAUCUGUCUAUGAAGUUCGGAAAUGACAGGACUCGAUUCACUGAUAUACAUUUUGAAGGAAAAAGAGCUGUAGAAAACAAAAACCUCGGGCCAUUGAUACGUACGGAGAUGACUAGAUGUAUUCAUUGUACAAGAUGUAUCAGAUUCGCAUCUCAGGUUUGUGGAUUGGAUGUUUUGGGUACAGCAGGUCGUGGUGGUGAAAUGCUCGUAGGAACAUAUGUUGACAAAAUGUUUUUAUCGGAGCUAUCUGGUAAUAUUAUCGAUUUAUGUCCCGUCGGCGCUCUAACUAAUAAACCUUACAUGUUCAAAGCUCGUCCGUGGGAAAUUAAUAGAGCUAAUUCCAUAGAUGUUACAGAUGCUACAGGAACAAACAUAAGCGUGAAUUAUAGAUUCGAUAGAGUUUUAAGAGUUUUACCUAGAGAAAAUGAAGAAGUGAAUCAAGAAUGGUUGUCUGAUAAGGGGCGUUGGUCUAUAGACUCUUUAGAUAUACAAAGGCUAGUAACCCCCAUGUACAAAUGUAACGAUUGCUUGAUUCCCACAGAAUGGGAUAAGGUAUUGAAAAUGGUGUCAAAACUUUUAAAAUGUAAUAAGGCUUUUGAUAUUAUGGCCAUAGCUGGUCCUUAUUGUAAUGCAGAAACAUUAGUAGCUACAAAAGAUUUACUUAAUGUACUUGGCUCGGAGCACACCUACGUAGAAAGAAAUCUAGAUUAUUCUGAAACAGUAGUUGAUAUAAGAGCUUCAUAUUCUUUAAAUAUAUGCAUGAAAAACGUUGCAUUAUCUGAUAAAAUUUUGUUAGUUGGCACAAAUCCGCGAUUCGAAGCCCCUAUAUUAAAUGCUCGAAUAAGGCAAGCGUAUAUGUUUAAUGAAUGCGACAUUUACGUUAUUGGACCAAAAUGUGAAUACAACUAUCACGUUGAAUACGUUGGAGAAAGUGUGAAAGACUUAGCAAAUGCUAAAAACUACUUAGAAAAAGCAAAAUCUCCUCUAAUUUUUGUUGGUAUUGACCAGUUAGAUAAUCCAGAUGCUGUUACUUUGAUGAGAGAGCUCAUAAAGAUAUCUAAUUCCUUAAAGAAGUCGAGCGAUUGGAAAGUCUUGAAUAUAUUGACAAAGGAAGCUAGCUUCGCUGGAGCUCUGGAGGCGGGAUGGAAACCUGGAGGUAUAAAGGCAAUACAAUCUUUGAAACCGCGCGUCAUUUUAUCUUUAGGUGCUGAUGAAGUUUUCAGAAAAUGGACUCCUCCGAAGGAAUGUUCUGUUAUUUACAUUGGAUUUCAAGGAGAUAGCGGCGCAAAAUGGGCAUCAAUAAUUCUACCAGGAAGCGCCUACACCGAAGCUGGUGGAACUUUUCUGAACAUGGAAUGUCGUUCUCAAUUCGCCCAGCCGGCUGUGAGUCCACCUGGAAAAGCCCGUUUUGACUGGAAAAUUAUUCGAGCAAUAGCUGAAUACUGCAAAAUAUGCCUAUUUUAUACAGAUGAAGAUUCAAUUUGUAGGCGAUUAGCACAAAUAAGUCCAAACUUCGUCAGUUGCGGGACUUGUCAAAAACGACUUUUUGAAGAUCUAAUUCCCCAAUUGCUGGCAUCUGAUAGCUCUGACUGCGGCGGGCAACCUUUUGAUGUGUGUAUGAAAAAAUUGAAAGAAUAUUAUUGUUCCGACAUAUAUACUAGCAACUCGCCAACAAUGGUGAAAGCUCAAAAGGCUGUCAUGAAAAUGGAAAAAUCUCCCUACUGUCCUGUUUAA